Molecule: messenger RNA, 665 nt
Organism: Sinocyclocheilus grahami
Lineage: Eukaryota; Metazoa; Chordata; Actinopteri; Cypriniformes; Cyprinidae
Product: matrix metalloproteinase-17-like
Exons: 4
Coding region: 15-665 (216 amino acids)
Biological process (GO): proteolysis; collagen catabolic process; extracellular matrix organization
Cellular component (GO): extracellular matrix
Molecular function (GO): zinc ion binding; metalloendopeptidase activity
Source: RefSeq, a predicted model, not a curated record
UUGAAUAUAUUUUUAUGGUUUCAUAUUGUUCUGUUUGGCAGGAUUGGCUCGCAAAGUAUGGAUAUCUCCCGCCCCCUGAUCCCUCUACAGGUCAGUUACAGGCCUGGACAGCUGUCACUCAAGCAGUGAAGAAAAUGCAGAGGUUUGCUGGUUUGGACGAUACAGGAGUAUUAGAUGAAGAGACAGUUCAACUGAUGCAGACACCCCGGUGUUCACUUCCAGAUGAUGAUGACCAAACCAUUCAGACAUCGGCACUACACAGUGAUGAUAUGCAAAAUCAAAGGAUGAAAAGAGCAGUUUCUACCUGGACAAGAAGAAAUAUCAACUGGAGGCUGCGUUCUUACCCGGCAUCCUCUAAACUGUCCCGUGAAAUAUUUCGCUCCCUUGUGUACUAUGCACUCAGAGUGUGGGCCGAUCCAACAUUACUUGAGUUCCAUGAGGUGCGAGGACCAGAGGGGGCAGAUCUCCAAAUAGAUUUUUUGCAUGGUCCCCAUGGAGACGGAUAUCCCUUUGAUGGAGCAGGUGGAUCUGUUGGCCAUGCCUUCUUUCCAUCAGAUCCAGACAGGGCAGGUGGAGUUCAUUUGGAUGCAGAGGAGGAAUGGGCCUUCAGACAACCAGGUAAUUCUGCAAAACAAUCAAAGGUAAGGAAUAAUGCACAAAGCUAA